Tigriopus californicus is the source of this 1869-nucleotide messenger RNA. RefSeq lists its product as uncharacterized. NCBI's taxonomy places the organism in Eukaryota, Metazoa, Arthropoda, Copepoda, Harpacticoida, Harpacticidae. The record is from RefSeq and is a predicted model, not a curated record. Bases 102 to 1592 code for a protein of 496 amino acids. The transcript is spliced from 2 exons.
AAUGGUCCUCUAUGGGUUAUGUGGCAACCCUGGAUCCAAUUUUUCAAUCCUGUUAAUGGAUUAUCAGUGGUUGUUUUCACAGCAUAUUUGUUUAGCCAAUUAUGGGAUACACAUGUGCCUGGGGGCUCUGCUCCUCCUCUUCGUCCAAAAGCGAUUCAACCAUCAAAUUUGUACGGUUUCCUCCCCUCACCAACCAUGCCAGAGUUAAGCGAUGGGCCAUGCUUUGCGGGCGGCAAGGAUUCAAGGCUAAAUCAGUCACCAAAUAUUCAUUCAUCUGCAGUAAGCAUUUCUCGCCAAACGUCAUCUUGAAUGCCAAGAGAAAUGUCAACCUUGAACCUUUUUCCGCCCUACCCACAAAACCACGAAACCCAGGACGCAAAUCCCGUGUCAAUAUCAAUCUGGCCACCAGCACCUCCUCGGCCACCAGCACCUCCUCGGCCACCAGCACUAAUGCCUCUUUCAACGACAACAAUAACAGGCACAACCCUUGUUAUGUCGUGAACGAAAUUGACUUUAGAUCUCUUGACUCCGCUAGUACUACUAAGAUUGGUACAAAAGAUUGUGCCAUUCAAGUGGAUAUGUCCAAUUCAAAAAUGUUCACUCUUUUCAAAAAUGAAAUCAUCAUUUUGAAACGCACAUCAGUCAGCCUUCGAAAUUGCCCUACUAAUCCUCAAUCCAAAUGUUCUCGAGAGUUCGCCCUAAUAACCGAGAGUGAUGGUUCCAUGAGGUCAUUUAUUGGUUUCAACAAAGCCCAAUUUUGGAUCUUAUUCGAGUUCUUAUCACCUGACAUAUUUAACUUGAAAUAUUGGGGUCAAGGAGUAGAAUCUGAAAGUCGAAGAAAAAUCAUUCCCGAAGAAAUGCAACUCGUUUUAACGCUAGUUCGGCUUCGUCAAGGAACUACAAUCUGGGAACUGAGCUUGCGUUGGGGGAUUAGUGAUCGCGUCGUCUCCGAAAUCUUUGUGACUCUGGUUCAACUAAUGUAUACCAAGUUUGGCCUCAUGCGCCAGAGUAUGUUCCCUCCAAGGGAAUGUCUGACAUAUCCUCCCUCGUUCAAGAACACUUACCUUAGGAAUUGUCGAGUCAUCAUUGACUGCACGGAAUUCCAUUGUGAAUCUGCUUCCAACUAUCAAGCUCAAGGAAACUUGUUUUCUCAUUACAAAAGCCACACCACCCUCAAAGUCCUCAUCGGGGUUAGCCCAAGUGGUGCUUUUAUGUUCUGCAGUCAAGCUUUUGAAGGAGCCAUCAGUGAUAAAGCCAUCGUCUGUCAGUCUGGAUUUCUCCAGCACAUAAAUAAUGGAGAUGUGAUUAUGGCUGACAGGGGUUUUACCAUUUGGAAAGAACUGUCAGAAGUUAACGCUACCCUAUUGAUUCCUCCUUUCACGCGACAUGGCCAGGCUCUGUCAAGCAAUGAAUUGGCGAAGACCAAGAUCAUUGCUAGAUCACGUAUUCACGUCGAACGGUUCAAUGAAAGGAUUAAAAACUACAAAAUUUUGCAAGGUGUAAUUCCUGCAACCCUUUUCCCCAUUAUAAGUCAAAUCAUAUUUGUUGCUUGUUGCUUGGUGAAUUUUUUGCCACCUUUAUGUGCCAAAUAAAUGGAUUGCUCAUUAACUAUAAAGCUCUGUUGAUGGAACUUGACUGCUUUAAUGCAAAUUAAUGUUGAUAACGUCCCGGAAAUCACGCAGAUAAAUGUUUAUUUACCUAGCUUUUAUAGCUAGCAAUUUGGCUGCAAGCUUGUUUUCCACUUGUCAUCCAGAACAAUUGCGUGGCAUGUGGGACAAGGCCCACUCAAACGUGAUUGUAAUCCUUAUCACAAUUACAUUAAUCCCAGCCCUUUGGACGGUACCUUAAAAUUCAGGGUACGUCUGAAGU